This is a messenger RNA of Heterotrigona itama, 657 nucleotides long. Lineage: Eukaryota; Metazoa; Arthropoda; Insecta; Hymenoptera; Apidae. The record is from the annotation of a GenBank genome assembly.
CCGGGCCACGGAUCCGGACAGCGUACUCUCUGUGAUCCUUCUCGAUCCUCCACUCGAUUCUCUACUCCUCGAUCGAUGUUUUGAUUCAUUGAAAUCAAUUUCGAUUUCAAACAGCAGUUGCUCGGACUUUGCAUUGCGGAGUUUUUUGGUUUUCAAGUGUUGUGAAGGGACUUUGUUGUGGACUGUAGAGAUGAACCACUGACAGUUUAGCACAUGCAUUUGGUGACUUCUUUCUCGCUGCUCGGGAUGAAGAGACGGAGUUUGUGAGCCGAGAGGAAGACUUCAGGACCGAUUUCAGAGAAGAUGAAGUCGGAGAUCGAGACAGAGACCGAGUGCGGGGACAGCAUCCUCUGUUCGAACAACAACAACAACAACACUAACAACAACAACAACAACAACAACGUCAAUAACAACAACGUGGCGAGCAUAAAGAAAGCUGGUGGCAAUAUCACCAACAACGACAACCACGAUGGCAUGGAAAUGGAGUGCGGUGGCUGCGGGGAAAGCGUCCGCGAGCGCACUGUCCUCUGUGUAGGGGGUCGUACCUGGCAUUCCAGAUGUCUGAAAUGUUACGCCUGUGCGAGACCUUUGCACGACCAACACUCCUGUUUCCUUCGAGGAAUGAGACUCUACUGCAGGCACGACUAUGCCUUGUAA